Messenger RNA from Oreochromis niloticus (Nile tilapia), 5795 nucleotides. RefSeq lists its product as uncharacterized. The coding region runs from base 777 to 2084 and encodes 435 amino acids. Lineage: Eukaryota; Metazoa; Chordata; Actinopteri; Cichliformes; Cichlidae. The transcript has 6 exons. The record is from RefSeq and is a predicted model, not a curated record.
UGUCAGGAAGCUGGUGAUCCACUGACAGGUAGCUGGAGACACGCUGAGCUGGGAGAGUUUGGAAGAGAGAAGUUCAGGCACGAUGGUGUUAAAAGCCGAACUAAAGUCCACAAACAGGAUCCUGGCAUAAGUUCCCGGGCGGUCGAGGUGUUGCGGUUAUGCAGUUGCACACACAGCACCCUCAUUUGUUUCAAUUUGUCCGUUGCCACAAGAUAACUUACCAACACGUACAUACACCCUAAAAAAUUAUUCAGGGGCUUAGUAAACAUCAUUAUAAUUCUAAGUUAGAUGACCUUGAUUAAAUCUUUGAAAAUCACAAAAGUGUUAUCUUGAGUUGAAAAUACUGAAAAGAAUGCUUAAAUUUUCAACACCAGUUUUUGAGUUGAACUGAGCUCUUUUGUUCAAGUUUAUUUAAAAGAAAAAAUUCUGUAUUUGAAACACAGGGUGCAUUAUUUAAAUCUACUCAAUAUAUCUCAUAGAAAGUACUCAAAAUAACUGAGACACUGGUAUUCAUACUUAUCAUUGUCUUUAACUUUAAUUAUUAAUGGUUCAAAAUCAAUAUAAUUUUGUCCCCCAAUACUAACUUAAAACUUUGAGUAAGACUAAUGACCUUUGGCAUGUACCGCGCGCGAGGAGCAUGGCCUCAUGGGAGAUUUUCUGCACGUUGAACGAGACAGACACACAUCCACUGCAGACUUGGUAACGUUUUCAGCACCAUCUUCACCACCAGGAGAAAAAAAUCUGCAUCAACUACAAAGUAAAGCAGGUCACAGGUGAUGAGAUGGCAGUGUAAACUCUGCAAACAUGAGGAGUCAUCAAAAGUGUCACUACUCAAACAUUAUCGAGUGAAACAUGGUACAUUUGGUCAUGGCUAUUCCAUACCCUGUCUUCAUUUGAAUUGUCCUUGCUCUUUUAAGACAUGGGGUGCCUUACGCUCACACUUGUCUAGGUCUCACAGUUCGCAUGAAACGGAAGAGUGUGAGGUCCUUCCAACUAUUAGAUGUAAAAUCUGUGACUCUUUUUACCCAAACACAAAAGACCAUUUUCAACAUAUAAAUUCCCAUUUGAAAAGCCAUGAAACCAUAGAGUGUGUUUUUGAUGGCUGUGAGUUUAAGACAAACAUUUGUGGGACUUAUGCGACUCACAGAAGUCGAAAGCACAGAUUUUGUUCAUGGAAGCACUUUAAAACUAACUUGAUUUCAAAGCAAACUGUCAGUACAUCUAAUGAAAUCUUCUUACCAGCACUGGAAUUAGAAGAUCACGAGGACUUGGAUGUCACCAUUGAACUUGGUUGUGAAAGGGAAACAACAAAUGAAAUUUUGAAAAAUAUUGGUGUGCUCUUGUUAAAACUGGAAAGCAUCUAUAAUGUUUCUGGUAAAUGUGUGGAUGACUUGGUGGAACAGCUCAAUUAUAUCUGCACAUUAUCACUUCAGUAUAUUCCAAAGUCAAUAAGUGAUAUUCUUAUUAAGAAUAACUGUAAUAUUGAUCAGUCUUUUGUCAGUGAAUUGGCUGAAAAAAUAUGUCACUGUAGUCCUUUAUGUGCAGCCCUUAGUCCUGAUGGUCCCUUUGCUUCAAGAUAUAAGAGACAGAAAUAUUUCAAGGAAAACUUCUGUGUUAUUGAACCAGUAGAAUACUGUUUGGAUCCAGAAAAGAAUUCCACUUUUCAGUAUGUGCCUAUUCUUCAGUCCUUGCAGCUGUUACUGAGUAAAGAAGAUGUUAACAGUAUAUUAACUAGACAUUUGAACACUUCACAGUUAUCCUCUUUCCACGAUGGACAAUAUUUCAAGCAAAACCAACUUUGUGCUAUUGAGGACUUAAGUAUUUCCCUUGUUCUCUAUGUGGAUGACUUUGAAAUUUGUAAUCCACUUGGGACUUCAAGAAAAAAACACAAAGUCACAGCUGUGUACUGGGUACUUGCUGAUAUACCAACUGAACUGAGAUCACAGCUAACAUCAAUUCAAUUGGCUCUCCUGUGUAAGGCAAGUGAUGUUAAAACUUUUAGCUAUGAAACUGUUCUCGAGCCACUUUUAAAGGAUCUCAUAACAUUAGAGAGAGACGGGAUUUUUUUGUUCACAGCUUGGUAGAUAUAUCAGGGGCACUGUUUUUUGUGUUUGUGCUGACAAUCUUGGCACUCAUUCUCUUAGUGGACUCGUGGAAAGCUUUUCUGGACAUUACAUCUGUAGAUUUUGCCUUGGAGACCAUUCAGACUUUCAGCAAAAAGAAGUUCGUUCAGGAGCUUUUCCACCAAGAACAAAAGAGAACUAUGAUCUACAUGUCCAAACCAUAAAGGAAAAUUCCUCCUCGGUUCAUUUUUGUGGUGUGAAGAAAGGUUGUCCAUUAACAGGGAAAUUAAAAUAUUUCCAUUUUGUCACAGGGUAUCCUCCAGAUCUUUUGCACGACCUUUUUGAAGGCAUAAUUCCACUAGAAUUAGCAUUAUGCCUUCAUGUGUUUAUCCGUAAACGUUACUUUUCCUUAACUGAACUCAAUAACUUCAUAACAGAAUUUCCUUACAAAUGGAGCGAUAAAACAGAUCGCCCCCAAAUCAUCCCCAUAAAUUUUUCCACUCGCAAAAGCAUUGGUGGCAACGCACAUGAAAAUUGGACGUUAUUGAGACUAUUACCUUUUAUUAUUGGGGAAAAGAUUCCCAAAAAUGAUGAAGCAUGGCAAGUUCUUAUGACUCUAAAAGAUAUAACUGAACUUGUUGUGUCCCCUAUUCACAGAGAGGAAAGUAUUUGCUACUUGGACACACUUAUAUCUGAACAUCGCAACAGGCUAUUGGAUGUUUUCCCAGAGCAAAAACUAACUCCAAAACACCAUUUUUUGGAGCAUUAUCCUGACUUGAUCAGAGGAUUUGGUCCAUUAGUAUGCCUCUGGACUAUGCGCUUUGAGGCUAAACAUAGUUUCUUUGAGAAGGUUGUUAAACACACAAACAGCUUCAGAAAUGUACUAUUGUCACUUGCCUCAAAGCACCAGAUGAUGAUGGCAUACUAUUCAGAUGGUAAUGCAUUGAAGCCAUCAGUGUGUGUCACUAAAGUAUCAUCUCUUCCAUUGGAACUGCUUGAUGUAGAAAUACAGCAGUGUCUCAAGGAACUUUAUCCAACACAAGCCUAUGUGAAUUUGACCAACUCUCUGACUCAUCAUGGAACUAAAUAUGCCUCAGGAAUGGUUUUGCCUCAUGGAUCUACUUGUGGCUUACCUGACUUUGUGGAGAUUUUACAGAUUGUUGUCUUAAGCAAUGAAUUUCUUUUCAUUGUGAAGUUGCUCAACAGCUGGUAUGAUGAACAUUUUAGGGCAUUUAUUCUGGAUCCUUCUGGGAAAAUGACCUUAAUACAUCCCAGAGUACUUGGUGACACUUACCCCUUAACACCAUAUCGUGUUGAAGGCAAGCAAAUGGUGUCAAUAAAACGUCACAUUGUUUGUUAGUGUAAGGGGAAAGACUCAGAUACCCCCUUUCUUUUUCUUUUUUCUUGUGGUUUUUAUUCUGCAGAUGGACUCCGUUGCCUUGAAAGUAAUUUUUGGACAACAGAGUGAGAAGCUUGUGCUCUCUUCAGGAAUGCCCAGGACUGUUGAGGAGUUGCAUGAGACAGUGAGAGAGACAUUUGGGCUAGUUGAGGAUUUCACAUUGCACUAUUAUGAUGACUCAUUUGGAGAUUUCUUUACACUUCAUUCUCCCAACCAAAUCAAAGAUAGGGGUACAGUCAAAGCUGUGGUCAUUCCAUCAGUAGUGCUUACAUUGAUUCCUCAGUGUGAAAAUCCCUCAGAUGUAAGUUCACUGAAUGAAAGUUCAAGCUCUUCAACCUAUAAAACCACAGAGGACCAAACAGAUGGAUCAUCUCGGUCUUCAGACAACACUGUUAUACUCUCCCCUCUUCAAAGUCCUCUGAAGACUGCAUGGCCAGAUGAAAUUGUCAUUCCACUUUUCUCUGUGGCAACAGAGACUGUACUGAAAAAUGCCAAGCAAGUCUUUGUUCAAAAUGGCACUGUGCUGAACAAUACUUCAGUCAAGUCAGAUAUAAUGGAAAAAUUAGCUGAUUAUAUGUACAGCUACACAGCCUACCCUACUGGCCUUCAAAUUGGAGAAGUGGCAGAGGCUCUGGUCAAAAAGCACCCAUGUCUGACAGAGCCAGGCAGUCGUAAUGGCUGGAUGGGAUGGAUGUAUAGUCUUAAAUACAAGAUGGGAAAUUACAGGUCAAAGUUACGAAGUCUUGGAGUUCCAGAGGUUACUUGCAACUCACUGAAGAACAAGCACCCUGAUGACAAGGCUCCAGCGAAAAACAUAAAGAAGGCGCGGAAAGGAGAAGUGCUGUUUCUGCCACACUAUCCAGGACAAGAUGGUAAAGAACAGCAAGAGCUGGAGCGACAACAACUGAUUGAUGAGUGUAAGAAGAAAAACAGCACAGCCAUCAAGGAUUUAAUGUGCAAAACCUUUGCACAUAGAAGACAUGAUAUUAUCAGCCAACAGCUGAGUGUCAGCGACAUCAAGGACAGAUGGCCGGCGUUGUUUGACGUCUCCCAAGUCAGUGCAGAGUUUCAUAGGAUCACGACCCUGAACCUUGAACCAAAGUUCAUGUCAUCGUUGGACUUGUAUUCAUCCAAACUCCUGUCCUUGUUUCAAGCCAAGAAAGGUGCUGCUGGACAACGCCACAGGGCACAGUUAAACCUUCUGCUUCAGAGUGGAAAUUCCAUCGAGAAAAAAUGAGAAGUCAUCAUCAGAUGUCUCAUUGACCAUCUGGGAGAGGAUCCAAGUGCCUUAAUCAAAACCUUUGAGGACGGUGCUGAUGCUGUCUUUGUUGAAGAGGCUUUGGCUGAGGAGCUGAUGAAGAUUUAUCUGCUGCAGAAUCAAGACAGGUCAGGCGAACCUACUGAUGUGGGUAUUGUUAUUGAAGGCGUUACUGUUCUGGGCAAACUUGGGAAUCUGAGCAAAGCCUGUUGCUAUCUUUUGGGACUGUGCUAUGCUCUGGAUCUGAAAUACCCCAAGAAUCCCAAAUGCACAUUUGAAGCAUUUCAAAAAGUGUUCAUGGAGCUGGAUCCAGGAAACCUUUCUGUCAAGGUUCAAAGACUGAAAAAUGACCUCUGUUCAUUGUAGACAAAAUUUCACAGGGCUGUUCUUAAAGUGUUAGACUUGUUAAGUGACAUGUAAUGCUCAUCAAAAGGUUCAGUUGCGGCAUUACAUUGUGUUGAGAUUCCUGUUCAUAAAUAAUGUUUGUACCAUAAACUGUGUUUUUGUAUUAACUUUCCAGAUUCACAUUAAGGUGUAAAUGGGAGAGUAUCUUCUGUAUGGGUUUUUUUUUUUUUUUUUUUUUUUAGCGCAAUCCUUUUUGAAACCUUUUUAUUUAAAUUAUGGAUGUUUUUUGGUCACUCUUUAGUUAUAAUCUUCCCAAUUUUUUGGAAUCAAAAUAAGAUGUUCAAAAACUAUGUCACAGUGCAAAUGUUUUUUUUUUUCAGGAUUUAUAUUUUUUUGGGAUCUUAAUUUUAUUUUUGUCAUUUGACCUUUUCUGAAAAGGUAAAGCACUGCGUUCACUUGAGCCUCUUUUAUUCUUUGUAUGGCAGGUACAUUUUUCUUGUUGUUAGCAUCAAUAUGCCAGUUUUACAGAGUUUUAUCAAGCAUGCCAAAUUGGAUGCAAUUUUAUUAUAUAAGGCUGUUGUGACUGAAAUUUUAUCCACUGAAUGUAGAACAGAUUUCAGGUCACUGUGUUCAGAGAAGGAAUCUGCUAAAUGUGUGAUUCACAAAAAAGCUGGUUAAAAUAAAUCAUUGUGAACAAUGUUGAACUGACGUGGUUCUUUUUUCCUGUGGG